UUUGCAAUCACAAGUAACCGCCCCCUUCUGCAGUGAGUUCCGGGUUUGAUUCAACAGCGCUAAUAUGGUAUUUACAGUAGUGUAACAGCAGUGAACUGCAAGAUAUAUUGAACACUAGUGUGUUUUAUAGCGUGUGGACACCAUUUUUGUAGAUGAUGGAUGCCACAUCAACAGCUGGAGUUCUUCAUCCCUACUGGCCACGGGACCUUUUGAUUCCCACCUAUGUAGCAAAUGACAGAUCAAUGUCAGAGAUUCUGGCGUUCCUGUUUUCAGUGUCAGGGGUGUUCCUGCUUGUGACCUGGCUGAUCACGGGCCGGAAAGGGUCCAGGCUUGGGACAUGGAGGCGCCUGGCUGUGUGCUGGUUUGCUGUCUGCGGUUUCAUCCAUGGUGUCAUCGAGGGCUGGUUCUCGCUGUAUUAUGAUGCCAUUCCAGGAGACCAGAGCUUCCUGUCACAGCUCUGGAAAGAGUACUCCAAAGGAGACAGUAGAUAUAUAAUAGCGGAUAACUUCACUGUCUGUAUGGAGACUGUGACUGCAUGGCUAUGGGGACCUUUCAGCUUUUGGGCCGUGUUUGCCUUCUUAACCAACAAGCCCUACAGAUUUGUUUUGCAGCUCAUCAUUUCAAUAGGUCAGCUGUACGGCGUAGUGCUUUACUUCUUCACAGAGCACAGAGAUGGAUAUGCUCACAGUGAGUUGGGACAUCCUGUCUACUUCUGGUUCUACUUUGUGUUCAUGAAUGUGCUGUGGGUCGUCAUCCCACUGGUCCUCGUUGUGGAUGCAUGCAGGCAGCUGUCAAAAGCCCAGGCACACACCGACAAGUCUAAGAGGAACUGACCAGAGACGGACUGUACUAGGGACAAGGGCGCAAAAAUAAUAAUAAAUACAUUUUUAUAGAUAGA
Molecule: messenger RNA, 898 nt
Organism: Acanthopagrus latus (yellowfin seabream)
Lineage: Eukaryota; Metazoa; Chordata; Actinopteri; Spariformes; Sparidae
Product: EBP cholestenol delta-isomerase
Exons: 5
Coding region: 153-833 (226 amino acids)
Biological process (GO): cholesterol biosynthetic process
Cellular component (GO): membrane; endoplasmic reticulum
Molecular function (GO): C-8 sterol isomerase activity; cholestenol delta-isomerase activity; steroid Delta-isomerase activity
Source: RefSeq, a predicted model, not a curated record